UAUGUAGUGACAUUCUUCAUGUUAUGUCUACAUUUAGUACAACUUGUUAUCCACAAUGACUUUAUUUUUAGGUGCUUUGUGGAAAGAGUUAACCUGACUAUGGACUUCAAAGAAGUUGAGAACCACAUUUGUGUAAGACAUAUUAUUCAAAGAGAGUUCACCCGUCAUCUCAUAAAAGGUGAUUUCACUUGGAACAGCAUGUCAGGGCGCAGUGUUCGGCUGAAGUCAGUUCCCGUUCAAAGCCUCUCGGAGCUGGAGCGCGCUCGGCUGCAGGAAGUGGCUUUUUAUCAGUUGCAGCAGGACUGUGACCUGGGCUGUCAGAUUACUAUCCCCAAAGAUGGACAAAAGAGGAAGAAAUCAUUAAGAAAGAAACUGGAUUCGUUAGGGAAGGAGAAGAACAGAGACAAAGAAUUUAUUCCCCAGGCUUUUGGAAUGCCGUUGUCCCAAGUGAUUGCUAAUGACCGGGCCUACAAGCUUAAGCAAGACUCUCAGAGAGAAGAGCAAAAAGAUGUUUCAGAUUUUGUGGCCUUUCUCUUGCCGUUUGGAACUAAAAGGCAGAACAAAGAACUUUCAAGCAGUAACUCAUCUCUUAGCUCAACCUCAGAAACACCGAACGAAUCCACUUCUCCUAAUACACCCGAGCCAGCACCACGAGCAAGGAGGCGUGGUGCAAUGUCUGUGGACUCUAUUACAGAUCUUGAUGACAAUCAGUCACGAUUGUUAGAGGCUCUCCAACUCUCUUUGCCAGCAGAAGCCCAGAGCAAAAAAGAAAAGGCAAGAGAUAAGAAACUAAGCCUGAAUCCAAUUUACAGGCAGGUUCCCCGGCUUGUAGAUAGUUGCUGCCAGCACUUGGAAAAGCAUGGUCUCCAGACAGUAGGAAUAUUCAGAGUUGGAAGCUCAAAAAAGAGAGUAAGACAGUUACGUGAAGAGUUUGACCGGGGCAUAGACGUUGUGUUAGACGAAGAGCACAGCAUUCAUGAUGUUGCUGCUUUAUUAAAGGAAUUUCUGCGUGACAUGCCUGACCCACUUCUCACCAGAGAACUUUACACACCUUUCAUCAACACUCUCUUAUUAGAGCCAGAUGAACAGCUAAGCACCUUACAGCUUCUCAUUUAUCUUCUACCUCCCUGUAACUGCGAUACCCUACACCGGCUGCUGCAGUUCCUCUCCACAGUGGCUGGCCACGCAGAAGACACCACAGACAAAGAUGGCCAAGAGAUUACUGGGAACAAAAUGACAUCCCUUAACCUGGCUACCAUCUUUGGCCCUAACUUGUUGCACAAGCAGAAAUCUACAGACAAAGAAUUCUCGGUUCAGAGCUCAGCUCGAGCUGAAGAGAGUACUGCUAUCAUAGCUGUCGUACAAAAGAUGAUCGAAAACUAUGAAGCCCUUUUCAUGGUUUCCCCUGACCUACAGAAUGAAGUGCUUAUUAGCCUAUUAGAGACUGACCCAGAUGUUGUGGACUAUUUGUUGAGGAGGAAAGCUUCCCAGACAUCGAGCCCUGAGAUGCUGCGAUCAGAAGGUUCCUGCUCUACAGGAGGAAGACAUUCUUCCACAGACUCCAACAAAGCUUCAAGCGGAGAUGUCUCCCCUUACGACAACAAUUCCCCAGUACUGUCUGAGCGCUCACUUCUGGCAAUGCAAGAAGAAGUUGCCCGCAGCCCAGAUAAGCUGUACAAGGUACCUGAACAGUACACACUGGUUGGACAUUUGCAACCAAAGACAAAGGAGAAUUCUUCUGCGUCACAGGCUGGAAAAGAUGUUUCUGAAGAUCAUUUUGAUAUCUGGGGCACCUGGCAUUCAACACUGAAAAGUGGCUGCAAAGAUCCAGCAAUGACAGGUUCUUACGGGAACAUUUACGAAAGCAGCUUGCUGCGACCCGGACAGUGCUCUCUUUCCCAGGGGAACCUCGCCAUGUAUUCUCCUCGGUGGCAGGGCAGCACCUCCGAAUUGGACACCGGCAGGCAGGUCAUGCGAAGGAGCCAGACGACUGCUGCCAUUCCUGAGUGUCAGCUCCAUCCCACGGUGUCUCGGGUGUGCAGCAACCCACAAAUCGAAGUCAGCAGUAGGAGCUCAGAGCUGUCACACUCAAAGUCGGAGCGGCACUUGACUUUAAGCAGUGUGGAGGACCUCAGUGGGCGUGACUCGAACGCGGGUUGUUCACAAAGCACAGCCAAACCCUCCUACAGAAAAGAACGGCCACCACCCCCCUACCCGGGCCCAGCAAAAACAAGCUCUGCGUUAUCACAGCGGUCGAGCGUCUCUUCAACGUUGCACUCUUUGUGGAGACUUCAACGCCAAGAAAAAAGUUCAGGGACCAGAGCAGCUGGAGGACCGCCAGCCAAGGCCCCUGACCAGGCCACCUCCAGGCAGGAGCGGCCAGCCCCACAAACCCAAGCGGGUCACAUCUAUUCCACAACACCUCACAGUCAGAACAGUAAAAAUGUUUCCGAAGCGGACUGGCAUGAUUGGCAAAGGGAGAGGUGGCAAAUUUGGGAGCUAUUAUCAGCUGAUAACCCUGAUGCCCUUCCAGAAACCCUUGUAUGA
Molecule: messenger RNA, 2547 nt
Organism: Charadrius vociferus (killdeer)
Lineage: Eukaryota; Metazoa; Chordata; Aves; Charadriiformes; Charadriidae
Gene: ARHGAP6
Product: Rho GTPase activating protein 6
Exons: 13
Coding region: 19-2547 (842 amino acids)
Biological process (GO): signal transduction
Source: RefSeq, a predicted model, not a curated record